Molecule: messenger RNA, 3030 nt
Organism: Archocentrus centrarchus (flier cichlid)
Lineage: Eukaryota; Metazoa; Chordata; Actinopteri; Cichliformes; Cichlidae
Gene: phf23b
Product: PHD finger protein 23b
Exons: 5
Coding region: 505-1467 (320 amino acids)
Biological process (GO): negative regulation of autophagosome assembly; positive regulation of protein ubiquitination; negative regulation of autophagosome maturation
Cellular component (GO): nucleus
Source: RefSeq, a predicted model, not a curated record
UUCUGCCGCGCACGGAGAGGACCGUGCGGAAUAAAAAGCCCAAACUCCGGUCGUUUUAUAUGUCUACAGUGAAGGAACGAAAAACUUCACAAGGGAAGUUUCCAUCCUGGAUCUGCAGUUAUUAGAGGCGUUAAUUAAACGAGAGUUUACACUUCUGAUAUGGUUAGAUUAGUGCAUUGAAGAAGAAAGGGGGGAUUUGAGUACAAGCGACAGUGGUAUUAGUAUUUUGUCUGGCUAAUAGUGUGGCGACAGGUCGGCGGUGGUUUGCCCCUGUUUUGGGAUCCCCCCCAUCGAGGAAAUACAAGGACAUUUUCGACACCGUGUGGAGAUUCUUCGAAGGAGAGCAUUCUCGGUCCUCCGUACACUUGGCUCUCUGCUGCCAAAGUUUCCCGGUGCUAAGGUGCAGCCACACCGGGAGAAGGCGCAGAGCGACGGCCGCCAGUCUCCGGCUAGCUCGCCUGCUGCUUCUGCUUCUCGGAUCGAGGCCGUGUCGGCGAGGCGACAAUGCUUGACAUAAUGUCUGAACACCAAGAUUCACUGUUAACGUGUAAAACGGAACCUCUGCCCCCAGAAAGGAAGAAGAGGACUGUCGAGGACUUCAACAAGUUCUGCAGCUUUGUCCUGGCUUACGCUGGUUACAUCCCCAGUCCAAAAGAGGAAAGCUCGUGGUCCCCAACAUCAUCCAGCUCUGCACACAGUUCAGGGUUGUCAGCAGAUGGUGGAGGUGGAGGCAGCAGCUCCAAUGGCAAUACCUGGGCAGACGGGGGUUCUGACAUCCACACCAUUCAUACGUUUGUCCGCAAAGCUCGAGCAAAUAAGGGCAAAAAUAUUCGUCGCAUGCACUCUGAUAGCACGCUGCUGGACAAAAUGCAGCUUAAAGACUCCCUUUAUGAGAACCAGGCCAUCACUAAGGGAGAGCGCAAGAAGGACAAAAAACUGAAAAAGUUGUCACUGGAUUCUGCCAUGGGGGCAGCAGAUAGUGGCAGCAGUGAGGGUGAGAAAAGAGCUCGCAUCAAACGCAGCAAAAACUCAAAACAGCCGAAAGCUAAGAAGCUCAAGAGUUCAGCUCCUCAAAGUGAGACGGACUCCGAGACACGGAAUACACACUCUGAGGUACGAGCCGGCAGGGAGGAGCUGUCGGGGCACGGGGGCUCCUCUUCAAGCAUGCAGGGCGUGGGGAAGGUGCAGCCAGAUGAAUCCAUCAGGGAAGCAGAAAUGAGCUCUAGCGAGGGUGAGACAUGGAUCGCUGAUGAAGACAUUAUGGUGGAAUCAGGGGAUGAUUCAUGGGACUUGAUCACCUGUUACUGCGGGAAGCCAUUCGCGGGACGGCCGAUGAUCGAGUGCAACCAGUGCGGCAUCUGGGUGCACCUGUCAUGUGCAAAGAUUAAGAAGUCAAAUGUUCCCGACAUCUUUUACUGCCACAAGUGCAGGGACUUGCGGCGGUCGGGGCACAAAAAAGACACUUAAAGCUGAGGGGAAGGGAGCGUUUGAUCUGUUUUUGCUGUCCUCUGACACUUACUUUCUUUCUUUGAUGCCUACAGCCAAAACAGCCUAAGCUACACCUGGAGGGCAACUGUAAUGUCAGUUUGUUGGAUUUCUUUUGACAAUCACAAGCAUUCUUAUUUAUCCCUCACAUUUAAUUUUUGUUUUCCCUUUGGCUACUGUGAAGAGAACUGGAAAGAAGGCAAUAGUGACGGUUGAAAAUAUAUAUAUAUAUAUAUAUAUAUAUAAAAUAUAAAAAAAUUUGUUAUUAAUUGAGUUCUACAUUGAUUGGCUUUGUUAUUUACAGUUCUGGUGAUGUGCACAUGCUUUUUCAAUUUUUCUCAUAUUGACUGAAGGUCCAUUUUGGAUUGGAAUAUAUUUCUUACUAAUAUUGACAAAUUACUGAAAACUGUCCUUCGGUCUCUGGAGUAUCACUCUGAGUUUGAUCCAAUCAUUCCCACCCUUAAAUCAAUGCAUGUACACAUUGGGAGGAGAGCCCAGCUUACAUUUUGUCUGUUAAGAGGUGGGAUAAUGUCACUCCUGUUAUUUCUUUAGACGUAUUUCAGUGCUAGACGGGCAGCUCGUUUUGUUUUCGAUCGUACUCUGGCAGUUUAUGUUAAGCUUUUUCUUGGGUUAUCGGUGGUGAUCACUGAAUGUCAAAAUGUAAACAUUUUACUCCUAAAAUACAAUGAAUGAUGUUCAUAGAAUCAGAUAAAGUUUAUUAGUUUGCAUCUUCAAAUGCAUCCAGGUGUCGAGUUGUAUUCAAACUAUUCUUUCAGCAGUGCACUUUUAAAACCUAAACCUUUUUUCACUCUAUACUCUAGUGAAAAUUGGGGCAACUAUGAUGAGCUACAGCUAAUUAAUACCGAACUUGGCUGUGUGCAUUCAUGAUGGCGCGCUUGGUGUUUUUCACAGGCCAGCUUAUUAAUCAGUUAGCCAUUAACCGUGAGUACAUUUUGACAUUUGUCCUUUUUUUUUUUUUUUUUUUUUUUUUUUUUUUUUGUGUCUGUGUGUAAUAUGUUCGUUUUGUUUCUUUGUAUGUGUGUUAAAUCAUCUGAUAUGAGGUGGGAGUAACAUUGCUGUAAGAAUUUUUUUGUUUUGUUUUUGCCGUACGUCAGUGGCCCUGAGGCUCGUUCAUGAAUGGUUGUAAAAUAUAUAUAUGUAUAUUAUUUUUUUUUUUUUCAUAGCUUUCUGAGGAGCGGGAUUAGAGAUGCGCUCCCGCACCAGAAAAAGGACAAAUAAUUGUCUCACAUCGAGAACAAAGUUGUAGUGUACAGAAAACAAGUCGAGGCUGUCUAGGUUGUGGCAUUUGUUUGUUAUUUGGUUUUUACCAUGUGCAUUUUCUUUUGUUUGUGGGAGAGUCGUGGUAAAUCUCCAGUAGCAGUUGCACUCUCUGUACAACUUUAAUUCUGUGUACAUAUCCUGUUCUUUGACAACUGUACAUAUGUGAAAGCGAAGAGAGAAUACUCAAGCAAAUUCUAUAUUUUCUGCAGUCUGAUAUGUUUUUCUUUAAUUGUAGCUUGAAAAAUAAAAGUCUUUGGGAACAUA